Molecule: messenger RNA, 1783 nt
Organism: Pieris napi
Lineage: Eukaryota; Metazoa; Arthropoda; Insecta; Lepidoptera; Pieridae
Exons: 6
Coding region: 104-1225 (373 amino acids)
Source: RefSeq, a predicted model, not a curated record
GUGGGGCUCAGCACAGAACAGUCGCGAGUUCUAACUACAAGAGUUGAUACUGCUUCCUACUGUGUGAUAUAUACGUGUUAAGUUAGAUAUUUAACAAAGAGAGAUGUGGUCAGUGAGCGCGUUAUUAUGUCUGUUAGUUGCUGGCUGUGUGAAUUCAGAGAACAGCACCCUCAUCGAUGAAGAUGUAUGCGAGGUUGAAGGACCCUUUAGCCUGCUGCUCGAGGAGUGGGCCACUUCGGAACCAGCAACCCAGAGACAAGGUCGUGUGAUGGCUCUGCCGCCGACAAAAGGCUACUACGUCACAGAAAGAAUUGACGGACCCCUAAUGCCCCCACCACUACCACCUGGCCCCCAAACACACCACAAUUCUGGAAGACCAAUACCGCUUCAACCCAAUUCUCCGUACAACAGUGCACCCCCACAGGGGUACAAAGGACCCUAUGGUUACAAAGAGUGGGACACCUCUCCGCCGGCCAAUGGAAAAAUUGUCAACAAGCCCCCUUAUAAAGACAAAUUUAGACCGAGCUAUCAGGCACCACCGUCUCCUCCUAGACCGCAACAGCCCAACUCUAUCGAUCGAGUAGACGACCCACCCCGCAAGCAGGUCACAGAAACAGAUUUGUUCUUGCUAAGCGCCAUCGAAAAACUCGUGUACCGUGCCGACCUUAUGGAGAAACGCUUGAGGAAACUUGAAGAAACUUUGCACUAUAUUGUCGCUGGAAAUGACCCUAAACCAGAACCCUGCGCCGGUAACUACAGUCGUGUAGGCGGAGUCUGUUACGAGUGGUCAACUGAGCCCGCGGACUGGAAAGGCGCCAGCAUCGCCUGUCGGAAGCAAAAAGCUGCCUUGCUUGAACUGCAACACGACGCUGAUAAAAGGCAGCUACUCUCCAAACUGCUCAGCGAUAAGCAAUUCAAAGGCAAAGACUUUUGGACUGGUGGACUAAACCCUGGCUUACUUUGGAUCUGGUCACACUCAGCUAAGCCAGUCGAGGCUUCCAACUCUACCAGUAUCGUUGGCGAGGGCCGCUGUCUGGCGCUCGUGUAUGACCCGGCUAUUAACAACUACGUAUAUCGUGGACAGGACUGCGCACUUAAACAUCGCUACAUAUGCCAAAAGGAAGAAGAUAAAACCAAGCUAAGCAAUGAGGUGCAACGUGUCGCGAGGGAACUUCACGUAGAUAGAACAAGGAAGUCCAAACUGCUUUGGGAUGAAUCGGUGUAAAAUUCUUUAUUGUUUCAAUGACUUCCAAAAGAAUUUAGUAAAAAUCUAAGCGUAAGGGCACCGAAUUAUCGACCUAAUUAAUAUUGAAUAAAGAAAAUGAUGUGAAACAAUAAUGAAAAUAUUUGUGAAAUUGUAUUAUGCGAUAUCUAUUUCAUGAUUGUAAAGCAAAUGUUUAGGUUUUCUCUAAAUUCUAUCGAAAUGAAGCACGUAAUUUACUAUUUAGUACAUAAUUGCUACUACUUUUAGGUCCAUAUUUUAAUUCGUAUGUCAAGACACAAUGUUGUCUUGAGCGCUGUCAAAUGUCAUACUUCAAACAUAAAAAAUGGUUUGACGGCUCUUACCCGGGUAUAUAAGUAUAUUUUCCCAAUUUCAAGUAAUUUAUUUAGUGAUAGUCAAAUCGGUGGUAACCUGUUACACUAAAACCACCAAAUGUCAAAUUAAUUUUCGUAAAUAAGACUAAUUGGUUAGUUAUUGGAUUAUAUGUAAGACUGAAGUAUUAUUUAUAUUAAUUUUAUAUUUAUUAUAAAAAGUAAUAAAUGUGUUAUUAAAACAGUUUUA